AUGGAAAAGGCAGAAGAUGAUAAUCUACCAGGUCUUUUACUUUUAUUAGACUUUGAGAAAGCUUUUGAUACUCUUGAGUGGUCAUUUAUAGACUUCGCUUUGUCUUUUCUAGGAUUUGGUCCUAUUUUUUGUAGAUGGGUCAAGACCUUAUAUUCAGAAUCUCAAAGCUGUAUUAUAAAUAAUGGACAUUGCUCUCAAUUUUUUAAUAUUGGGCGGGGUGUUAGACAAGGUGAUCCUCUAUCUCUAUAUCUCUUUAUAUUAUCUUUAGAACUUAUGAGUGCUGCUCUUAAAAAUAACCCAGAUAUAAAUGGUAUGAAAAUAAAUGAUUCUGAGUAUCUACUAAGCCAGUAUGCAGAUGACUCGUGUCUCUUAUUAGAUGAAGAUGAGCAAUCUUUAGAAAAAUGUUUAUAUACUUUAGAAAAAAAUUCUGAGUGUGCGGGACUUAGGGCUAAUUUUGAUAAAACUGAAGCCAUAUGGAUUGGGUCAAAGAUUCACUGA
Mytilus trossulus (common blue mussel) is the source of this 498-nucleotide messenger RNA. RefSeq lists its product as uncharacterized. The record is from RefSeq and is a predicted model, not a curated record. NCBI's taxonomy places the organism in Eukaryota, Metazoa, Mollusca, Bivalvia, Mytilida, Mytilidae. Bases 1 to 498 code for a protein of 165 amino acids. The transcript has a single exon.